UUUGUGCUCCACCGGCUGCCGUCUUCUUCCAGCAGGGAAACCAAAGCGACUGUCAAUAGUUACACUUGCAAUGAGGUAUGCGAGUCUGCCGGAGUGAGCGUGUGUUCAUGCAGAGCGGAGCAAGGUCUAUUCUUGCCUAUAGCGUGACCGUUUGCACAGGUUUGUGCAGUGACGCGGCUCUUUAGACUUGCCAGCUUUGCAUGAAGUCCCCGGUGUGCAUCAACGGGAGAAGCCGGACUUGUGAGCCGUGCACCACGUUGGUCUCGCUGCCGCAAGAUGGAUGCAGGUCGGUCUGAUCCUGUACGAUCCCAGAAGUGAACCGAACGGGGUCCUUCCCGUGCCUGCCCUGGAAGUUUGUGAGUGGGUUUGAAACCAUCAGCAAGCCAAAUGUCUCUCCACGAGUUCUUGCGGGAGGGCAGCGAGGCGUCGUACCGGAUCAUGAACCGGCUCAGUCUUCUGAUCCAGAACUUGGACAUCUCGGGGCUGGGCUCUUCUUUCCCUUUCAGUCCGGCCAGCCGUAAGAAUUCCUGGAGACACUGGGAUGAUGAGAUCAUGCAAUUGGACAGCAGCCCUCUCCGUGCUGCUGACAUCACUCCUGAACUCAGGAGGCAGUUUGCUUUUCUUUCAGGAGGAAGAGGAGACAACGGCAGCCCCAUCAUUGUGUUCCCAGAAUUCCCGUCCUUCGGCGAGAUCACUGACAGAGAGUUUCACAAUGUCCUCACCUACCUGACAAGUGUCCCCAGUUUGCCAUCAACAGACGUGGGCUUCAUCCUCGUCAUCGAUCGCCGGCAGGACCGAUGGGCGGCCGUCAAAGGGACCCUGCUUCGGAUCGCGGGCGCGUUCCCUGGAAACCUUCAACUGGUUCUGGUCCUGAGGCCCACCACUCUCCUCCAGCGCACACUCUCCGACAUCCUAUUUAAGUUCAACAAGGAUGAGUUCAAAAUGAAAGUGCCUGUGAUCAUGCUGAGCUCGGUGAGUGAGCUUCACUCGUACAUCGACCACACACAGCUGAGCCAGGAACUCGGUGGAACGCAGGCAUACUGUCAUGAGAAGUGGAUCACUCAACGCAUCGCUAUCGAGGGCUUUGCCUUGAUGGUGAAGAAGAUGGCCCAGGACCUUCAGUCGUUUGGCGCUGAGCUGGCUGAAACAGAACUCCCCAGUGAGACGCAGGCCACCGGCCUCCUCCUCAGUGCACACGGCAGCAAGAAAGACAAGAUGAAGGAUGAUCUGCUGGUGGCUCUGAAGCAAGGUAGCAGGCUGUUGGAGAGCAUCAAUGAACCUUUGAUGCACAACCCUGACCACAGCAUGAACCAGGACGAACUGGAGAACCUGGCAACAGUGCAGAGACUGCUGUCUCAGUUGGACGAGACGGAAAGGGCUUUUGACGAGUUCUGGGGGAAGCACCGUGCCAAACUGGAGCAGUGUCUGAAGCUCCGCCACUUCGAGGACGACUAUAAGGAGGUCAGGCUUCUGCUGGAUCAGCUAUCUGAGAAACUGGCCACCUUUUCCGAGGUGGGGAUCAGUCCCGCUCAUGCCGACCAUAUCCUCAAUGAUCUCAACACCUAUGAGGAGAGAGUCUGUGAGGUACUGGACAGAGCUUUGGCUUUGGCCCAUGAAGGUGAUGACCUCAUCCAAAAGGCUCACUACGCUCAGGAUUCCAUUGUGUCGAAAACCAGUGAGCUACGGACACUCUGUCAGGAAUUGAGCAACAACCUGAGGGCAAAAAAAGAGCUGCUCCUCAAAGCCCGAGAACUGCAUCGCUGCUUGGAGAGGGCUUCAAAGUGGUGCGAUGAUGGCAUUUUCCUGCUGGCCUCCCAGCCCGUGGACAAGUGUCAAUCACAUGAGGGGGCGGAGUCAGCCCUGCAGGAGUUGGAGGGGUUCCUGGCGGACGCAGGCCGGGACCGACUGUCGGACCUGAGUAGCAUCUUUUCAGAUUAUGAGGCAGUGCUUGACCAGCAGCUCAGGGACCAAAUGGAAAGGGUGUUGCAAAAGCAAGCAUCCAUGCAGGAGAUGUUUGACAAGCGGAGGGUCAGUCUGAACAAGCUGGCAGCCAAGCAGACCAGGCCAGUGCAGCCGGUCGCUCCCAGACCUGAAGCCUUCAUCAAAUCUCCUCUCAGCUCACCUGCACACAAAGGUAAACUGGAUAGAAGCCACUCCGAGGCAAACAAUGCAAGCUACGACAAAGGAGACCAGCAGCAGAUUGGAGAGGGUAAACGCAGACACGGUUCUCUGUCGGAAGAAGAGGAGAACUUGGCUGUGCUCAGGAGGCAUGUCAUGAACGAGCUGCUGGAAACGGAGAGGGCUUAUGUGGAGGAACUGCUGUGUGUCCUCCAGGGGUAUGCCUCCGAGAUGGAUAACGCUGCAAUGGCGCACCUCAUCCCUGCCCAUUUGCAGAACAAAAAGGAGGUUUUGUUUGGCAACAUGCCAGAAAUCUACCACUUCCACAAGAGGACAUUUCUGAGGGAGUUGGAGCUAUAUGCAGACUGUCCAGAACUAGUUGGGAGAUGUUUCCUGCAAAGGAUGACAGACCUGCAGAUCUACGAGAAGUACUGUCACAACAAGCCUCGCUCUGAAAGCCUCUGGAGGCAGUGCUCCGACUGCGCCUUCUUCCAGGUACUAUCAGCACAUGCACGGGAUUAUUGUUUGCUUGAGUGUUUGACGUCUUUAUUUGACAAUCUUCACCAGGAGUGUCAGAAAAAGCUGGAGCACAAACUUGGCUUGGAUUCCUAUUUGCUGAAGCCUGUGCAGAGAAUCACCAAAUACCAGCUUCUGUUGAAGGAAAUGCUUAAGUACAGUAAAGGCUGUGAAGGUACAGAGGACCUGCAAGAGGCUCUAACCUCCAUCUUGGGCAUCCUCAAAGCUGUCAAUGACUCCAUGCACCUCAUCGCCAUUACAGGAUAUGAGGGCAACCUGAGCGAGCUGGGCAAGCUGCUAAUGCAGGGCUCGUUCAGUGUGUGGACGGAACACAAGAAAGGCCACGCCAAGGUCAAGGACCUGGCCCGCUUCAAGCCCAUGCAGAGACACAUCUUCCUGCACGAGAGGGCCCUUCUCCUCUGUAAGCGGAGGGAGGAGAGCGGGGAGGGCUACGAGAAGGCUCCCUCCUACAGCUUCAAGCAGUCACUCAGCAUGAACGCUGUGGGCAUUACCGAAAAUGCUAAGGGAGACAACAAGAAGUUUGAAAUCUGGUGUAACUCCAGAGAAGAGGUCUACAUUGUGCAGGCACCAACAGCUGACGUGAAAACCACCUGGGUGAAGGAGAUAAGGAAGGUUUUGACAACUCAGCUGGAAGCGUGCAGAGAAGCAAGUCAGCAGAGGGCGCCAGAUCAGAUUAUCCAAUGUCCGCCAGUGGCAGGAGGACCAGAGAAUCAAAGCAGCAGCCCAUUCAAGGUGGGCCAGAGGAGUUUGAAAAAGGGAGACGAGAGGAAAGCAGAGCACUGCAGCCUCGAUGCCAAUUCAUCUCCUUUUCCAAAGUCAGCGGGCAAAGAGAGAGCCACAAGCCCUACCUCAGACAGAAGCGCCGCAGCUAAAAAACGCUUUACUUUACAGGGCUUCAGUAACCUCAAAGCUCAGAAAGAACCGCCGAGCGCAGAUGAUAAAAGUUUCACCUUGCCCAUCACCAUUCUGCUGUGUCCAGGAUCCGCGACGAGCCCCGAUCACAGGACCAAGCGCCAGAGCGACCCGACGCCGUUCGGCUUUAAAGGCUGGAACAAGGCCUCCCUCUCGAUGGACGCGUCGGAGGAACACGAAGGCUACUCCAGCGGUGAGGAUCCUCUCAACUCUGACCCAGAGGACGACAAUGCCAGGAAGCUGUGCGCCGGUAAAUACACGGCGACGGGCGACUACGAGAAGGGUUCCACUCAAGAGGUGGCGGUGAAAAUGGGAGACACGGUGCAGCUGGUGAAGGAGGGCGAGGACGGACAGUGGUUAGUGCGUAACCUGAACACCUGCGCAGAGGGCUGGAUGGCCACGGCUCAUUUGGUCACCCUCGUCUCCAAGUCCAAGUCGUGCCAGUCACUCACCAGCUCAGAAGGCAGCGGAUCAGGACACCUCAGCACAUCAUCCAGUUGCAGCGAAACCUGCACGCCUUUUACCGACGUCAAAUCUUGAGCUGACCGGCACUUCCCUCGCGCGUAGCCAUGCCACUCCCUCCCUCUGUGCUGUCUAUGUUAACAUUCGGACUUACCCAUUAAAACCAGCGUAUUUUCAGUCAUCCACACAAAAGCAUCCUGCGCCCUUGACGGGAGAAGCAUAGUUUAUUUGAAUGACAUACGGUAGGUACCGUAUGUCACGACGACGUUACAGAUGUAACGGGCCAGCAGGACUGAUCUCAGUUAAUAUGUCCGUCAUGGAUGUGAACUAAUAAUUCCACUGUGAGAGCACAUUUAAAAGAUGGACAAUUACAUGCAGCUAAUUUAGCUGCUGUGUUACAUAUUUAUUUAUAAGAAAUGCAAGAAAUACACAAAUGUCACUUUUGUCACUUUUACUUCCAAUAUCAUAUUUUUUUACUACUUGUCUGUCGUUCGCUGUCAUUAGAAUAUUUUUCCACCAUGUUUGAGUUACAUGUACACCACAAUCUACAAAAUGAAAAUGUGUAUAAUCAGAGGUGACUUGUAUAGCGCUAACUUAUUCCCUUCAUCUCUGGAUGUAGAUAUUGUUCAUUCAUGGCUGUCAUGAGAUGUUUAUUAUUGGAGCUGCUAUAUUGUACAUUAUGUAUGGUGAGUUCACUGCCCUGUGACUUUUUUUUGUACUAUAAAAAAAAAAAAAACUUGAUGAUAAUAAGCUCAUGUUUUGUUGUUUUUGUGUGUGAGAGGACAUUGCAAAAUAAAAGAAUAAAUCGGUUCAUGGGGUCGUAGCGCUAGUGGCUAGCUAGCACUUCUGCCUCACGGUCCUCACAGGUUC
Messenger RNA from Phycodurus eques (leafy seadragon), 4899 nucleotides. Its product is annotated as guanine nucleotide exchange factor DBS-like. Lineage: Eukaryota; Metazoa; Chordata; Actinopteri; Syngnathiformes; Syngnathidae. The record is from RefSeq and is a predicted model, not a curated record. The transcript is spliced from 32 exons. Gene Ontology annotation, cellular component: extrinsic component of membrane; cytoplasm. Gene Ontology annotation, biological process: positive regulation of Rho protein signal transduction; intracellular signal transduction. Bases 388 to 4107 code for a protein of 1239 amino acids. Gene Ontology annotation, molecular function: guanyl-nucleotide exchange factor activity; protein binding.